AUGAUCCCAGUUCAAUGGGUUCUUGUAUGUGUUCUUCAGUUUAUCGUACAACAGGGCUCUCAUCUCAAUAAGUCUGUCGGCCAUGACCUUGACGUCUUUGAGCCAUUGUUGGUAAAUAGCCUCGUCAGAGAGAAUGAUCUCAACCAACUUGGAUCCGUGGGAUGGUGGAGAGGAGUACAAUGGUCUAAUAACCUUCUCGAGCUGGGACUUGACUCUCACAGUCUCUUCUGGACCAGAAGUGAUCAGCGACAAAGAACCAACUCUCUCUCCGUAAAGACCCAUGUUCUUGGCAAAAGAUUGAGAAAGAACAAAGUUGGACAGCUUUCCGUCAGCAACGGCCUUGUUGAACUUGAACAAAAUGCCCAGGUCCUCAAUUGGAGAACCAGAGCCAAAUCCUUGGUAGGCCAUGUCCAAGAAUGGCAACAGCUUCUUCUCAGAGAUCACGUCCAAAAUCUUGUCCCACUGCUCCAACUUUGGAUCAACACCGGUAGGGUUGUGGCAACAAGCGUGGAGAAGAACAACGGUACCUGGCUCGGCAGCGGCCAAGUCGGCGAGCAUUCCUUGCUCGUCCAAUGCGUUAGUCUUGAAAUCGUAAUAUUUGUAUUUUUCAGUGGUGAGACCGGCUUUUUCCAAAAUUGCGACGUGGUUAGCCCAAGUUGGGUUUGGCACAAGAACUUUUUUCGAUGUUGGGUAGAAUGUUCUCACAAACUCUCCCAAAACUCUCAAAGAACCAGUUCCCGAGAUACCUUGCGAGGUGAGAACACGUCCGUCCUUCAAAAGCUGCUUUCCAGCGUCGUCGUGUGA
Molecule: messenger RNA, 804 nt
Organism: Ogataea philodendri
Lineage: Eukaryota; Fungi; Ascomycota; Pichiomycetes; Pichiales; Pichiaceae
Exons: 1
Coding region: 1-804 (267 amino acids)
Source: RefSeq, a predicted model, not a curated record